CUUGCAGAACUGGGAUAUUCAGCAAAGAAGAGGAGAGCCCCAACAGUUCGUGUAGCGAACAUUUUAUCUGAUGAAACCUGUUUUGUAAAGUAGAAAUCUGGGUUUUCUAUGGUUGGAUGUACUUAUGCUCAUAGGGCAUGUGUGCAGCGUUGGUGCAAUGAAAAAGGAGACAUAAUGUGUGAGAUUUGCCUUGAGCCAUACAAGCCAGAUUAUACUGCACCUCCUCGACCUAACCCAUAUGAGACUACAAUUGAUAUUAGUGGAGGUUGGACCAUCACUGGUACUCCAUUGGACUUGUGUGUUCCUCGGACACUUGCUAUGGCAGCAGAGCAGCGCCAUUUUCUUGAAGCUGAGUACCAGAGUAUGCUGCUACAAACACCACUGGUACUGCAUUUUGCUGCUCAGCUACUCUAAUUGAUGAAAUUGUUCAAGUCAAACAAGCGAACCCUUCACUUUCAGAUAUUGAGAUAGUUGAGAAAAUCUGGGGGAAGCAAUCUCA
This is a messenger RNA of Asparagus officinalis (garden asparagus), 499 nucleotides long. RefSeq lists its product as uncharacterized. Gene Ontology annotation, biological process: protein ubiquitination. Gene Ontology annotation, molecular function: ubiquitin-protein transferase activity; zinc ion binding. Gene Ontology annotation, cellular component: membrane. The record is from RefSeq and is a predicted model, not a curated record. Lineage: Eukaryota; Viridiplantae; Streptophyta; Magnoliopsida; Asparagales; Asparagaceae. The coding region runs from base 109 to 414 and encodes 101 amino acids. The transcript is spliced from 5 exons.